GAGUUGUUCCACAGUGCAUCAGUGCAAGUGACUGCUUUACUUCUGAGUGACUUUACAGGUGCUUGCCUGCAUUGCAAUAAGACUCAUAUAUUGAGCAGGACAUUAUUUAUCUCUUCAUCUUGGAGAGCCUGAUAAACUGUUAUUACAGUUUCUGUACUCACUUUCAAAGUUUUGAAGUCAAGAAAGACAUCUUUAUAAAGCAGAACAUGAGUACAGCCAGAACAGAGAACCCUGUUAUAAUGGGUCUCUCCAGUCAAAAUGGACAGUUGAGGGGCCCUGUAAAACCCAGCGGUGGUCCAGGAGGCGGGGGAACACAGGCACAGCAGCAGAUAAACCAGCUGAAACAUCCCAACACAAUCAACAACGGCACUCAGCAGCAAGCCCAGGGUAUGCCCUCCACUCUCAAACCUGGCGACGACUGGAAGAAGACUUUGAAACUCCCUCCAAAAGAUCUGCGGAUCAAAACUUCGGAUGUGACUUCCACUAAAGGAAAUGAGUUUGAAGAUUACUGUCUGAAACGGGAGCUGCUGAUGGGAAUUUUUGAAAUGGGCUGGGAAAAGCCAUCUCCUAUUCAGGAGGAGAGCAUUCCUAUUGCUCUGUCUGGGAGGGACAUCUUGGCGAGAGCAAAGAAUGGAACUGGCAAGAGUGGUGCCUACCUCAUUCCCUUACUUGAACGACUUGACUUAAAGAAGGACAACAUACAGGCAAUGGUGAUUGUUCCCACGCGAGAGCUGGCCCUUCAGGUCAGUCAGAUCUGCAUCCAGGUCAGCAAACACAUGGGAGGGGCCAAAGUGAUGGCAACCACAGGAGGAACCAACCUGCGUGACGACAUAAUGAGGCUUGAUGAUACAGUACAUGUGGUGAUAGCUACACCAGGGAGGAUUCUGGACCUUAUCAAGAAAGGAGUAGCAAAAGUGGACCAUGUCCAGAUGAUUGUUCUAGAUGAGGCGGACAAGUUGUUGUCCCAAGAUUUUGUUCAGAUAAUGGAGGACAUCAUUCUCACGCUACCUAAGAACAGGCAGAUCUUGCUAUACUCGGCCACUUUCCCUCUAAGUGUUCAAAAGUUUAUGAAUUCCCACUUGCAGAAACCCUAUGAGAUUAACUUGAUGGAGGAGCUAACACUGAAGGGAGUGACCCAGUACUAUGCCUAUGUGACUGAGCGCCAGAAAGUGCAUUGCCUCAACACGUUAUUCUCCAGGCUCCAAAUUAACCAAUCGAUCAUUUUCUGCAACUCCUCCCAACGGGUUGAACUGCUAGCCAAGAAAAUUUCCCAGCUGGGCUAUUCAUGCUUCUACAUUCACGCUAAGAUGAGGCAGGAGCACCGCAAUCGAGUGUUCCACGAUUUCCGGAAUGGCUUAUGCCGCAAUCUUGUUUGCACUGAUCUGUUUACCCGAGGUAUUGAUAUCCAAGCUGUGAAUGUGGUGAUAAACUUUGAUUUUCCAAAGCUGGCAGAGACAUAUCUCCACCGUAUUGGCAGGUCAGGUCGGUUUGGCCACCUUGGUCUGGCCAUCAACUUGAUCACCUAUGAUGAUCGAUUCAACCUGAAAAGUAUUGAAGAGCAGCUGGGGACAGAAAUCAAGCCCAUCCCCAGUAACAUUGACAAGAGCCUGUAUGUGGCAGAAUACCACAGUGAGCCUGUAGAAGAGGAGAAACCUUAACUGCUGCGCUUUGCUCAAGCACAGAAGCUGAAGCCCGUUGAUCCAGAUAUGUGACACGCUGUUUCUUUGGGGAUGCCCUUCUCUUUAUGACUUUUUCAUCUUUUCAUUUUGGAUCUAUGAAGAUUAAAGAGCUUUUUUUUUCUUUUUCCCUUUUAAAAAAAUUCUGGCUGUGAGGAAGAAAGCAGAAGAUAGGAAGGAAAUACCUUUUUUGUUUUCCCACUUGUUUGCACUGUGUGCUGACUGAAAUUAGUUGCACUAACUGCUGGUUUUAAUUUCUUUCUUUGUGGAGAAGAAGAACUCUGAAAAGAGAAGACUCCUAAACACAAGCUUGACUGCCGUUUCCAGUUCCCCUCCAGCCGCCCGAUUGAGUGCAUUUCAGCUUCUCCCGGCUCCUCAUCCGUCUUCAAGCUAAAGAGCUUAUUCCUUAUUUGUGCAAAGUGCCUUAUGCUAUGAGACCCUUCAGAAUAUCACCUUUCAGACACAGCCCAAGGAGUCAUUUUGGUUCA
Molecule: messenger RNA, 2164 nt
Organism: Euleptes europaea (tarantolino)
Lineage: Eukaryota; Metazoa; Chordata; Lepidosauria; Squamata; Sphaerodactylidae
Gene: DDX6
Product: DEAD-box helicase 6
Exons: 13
Coding region: 207-1658 (483 amino acids)
Biological process (GO): cytoplasmic stress granule assembly; P-body assembly
Cellular component (GO): cytoplasmic stress granule; P-body
Molecular function (GO): mRNA binding; RNA helicase activity; ATP binding
Source: RefSeq, a predicted model, not a curated record